Molecule: messenger RNA, 3160 nt
Organism: Lethenteron reissneri (Far Eastern brook lamprey)
Lineage: Eukaryota; Metazoa; Chordata; Hyperoartia; Petromyzontiformes; Petromyzontidae
Product: delta-like protein 1
Biological process (GO): establishment or maintenance of epithelial cell apical/basal polarity; Notch signaling pathway; multicellular organism development
Cellular component (GO): plasma membrane; protein-containing complex
Molecular function (GO): calcium ion binding
Source: RefSeq, a predicted model, not a curated record
UGACGCUCGCUCGGCCUAGCUCCUCCAGGAUCCUACUGGGACAUUGCUUCGCACGUUCCGAGUGAAGACAGCUCUUGAGUGAAACGCAUGAGCUAGCUUAACCAUCGUCGCAUCAAAACAGUUUUCUUUUUACAGAACACCCGAUUUUUAAACACUGGACAGGAACAUCAGUAGGACGCAGCACUGAUGUAAAUACCACACUGCGACUUUUCCUGGGAAAAGAGACGCUGGAUCUAAGGAUGGCACUCUCGCACCUCCUCCUCACGUUGGUCGUCUCUCUCUGCCUGGCGCAGCUGGCACUCUCCGCUGGGAUUUUCGAACUCAAACUGCAAGAAAUCAUCAACAGCAACGCGUUCCGCGCCAGCGGCGCCUGCUGCAAGGCUGGCUCUGCGCCGUCCUCGUUCUGCGAGUGCCGGACCUUCUUCCGAGUGUGCCUCAAGCACUACCAGACGCAUAUCACGCCCGACUCGCCGUGCACCUUCGGCAGCGUCCUCACCCCGGUGCUGGGAUCCAACUCGUUUCGCGUCCACGACGUGCGCGGCUUCGCCAACCCGAUCGCCUUUCCCUUCAGCUUCACGUGGCCGGGAACCUUCUCGCUGAUCAUCGAGGCCUGGCACGCGGAGGCGUCCGAUAUGUCCACUGAGCACCCGGAGCGCCUCAUCAGCCGCCUGGCCACGCAGCGGCACCUGAGCGUGGGGGAGGACUGGUCCCAGGACACGCACGUGAGCCGGCACAGCGAGCUGCGCUACUCGUACCGCGUCGUGUGCGCCGAGCACUACUACGGCGAGGGCUGCUCCACCUACUGCCGCGCCAGGGACGACACCUUCGGUCACUUCUCGUGCGACGAGGCCGGGCAGAAGCUCUGCAUGCCGGGCUGGCGAGGACCCUACUGCUCAGAAGCUGUGUGCCUGCCGGGAUGCAGCGACUCCCACGGAUACUGCGACAGGCCCGGAGAGUGCAAGUGUCGCGUGGGCUGGCAGGGCCGCCACUGCGAGGAGUGCAUCCGCUACCCGGGCUGCGUGCACGGCACCUGCCAGCAGCCGUGGCAGUGCACCUGCAAGGAAGGAUGGGGCGGCCUCUUCUGCAACCAAGAUCUCAACUACUGCACGCACCACAAGCCGUGCCAGAACGGCGCCUCGUGCACCAACGUGGGCCAGGGCAGCUACAGCUGCACGUGCAAGCCGGGCUUCACUGGCACCAACUGCGAGCUCGAUACCAACGAGUGCGAGGGGAACCCGUGCCGCAACGGGGGCAGCUGCCUGGACCUGGAGAACGACUACACCUGUUCGUGCCCGCCGGGCUUCUACGGCAAGAACUGCGACCUGAGCGCCAUGACGUGCGCGGACGCCCCCUGCUUCAACGCGGGCAGCUGCCGCGACCGCCCCCAGGGCGGCUACUCGUGCACGUGUCCCGCCGGCUACACGGGCUUCAACUGCGAGAAGAAAGUGGACCAGUGCAGCAACAACCCCUGCGCGAACGGUGGGCAGUGCGAGGAGAGCGGCAGCUCGUACCUGUGCCGCUGCCGCGCGGGCUUCGCGGGCUCCCGGUGCGAGCGCAACGUGGACGACUGCGCGCGCCUGCCGUGCCUCAACGGCGGCACCUGCCACGACCGCGUCAACAGCUUCGCGUGCAGCUGCGCACCGGGCUUCACGGGCAGGGAGUGCGCCGUGGCCGUGAGCCCGUGCGCGCUCACGCCCUGCUUCAACGGGGGCACGUGCCUGCCCAAGCAAGGCGGAGGCGCGGCCUGCGAGUGUCCCCUGGGCUUCCUGGGCUCGCGGUGCGAGGAGAGCCUCAUGUCGCCGCCGCUCGCCGUCGAGAUGCCCGACGCCGAGAGGCAGGAGGCCGACUCGGGCUCCGUGUUCGUGCUGUGCGCCGCGCUGGCGCUCGUCUUCCUGCUGCUCAUCGCCGCCGUCCUCACGUUCCUGCUCCGACAGCUGCGCCUUCGCAUCUCUUCGACGACUCGCGCCCCGGACACGGAGACCAUGAACAACCUGAGCGACUGCCAGAAGGAGAAGGAGCUGGCCAUCAACGUGAUCGUCACGUCAGAGCUGAAGAACACCAACAAGCAGCUGGGCGCCGAGGGAGACUGCGGCGCCAGGAAAUCAAACUACAAAAUCAAAUACCAGGGCAUCGACUACAAGAGCAGCGUCUCGGAAGCCGCGAGCCGCCAGGCCGAGGCGGCGGAGAGCCAGGCGGCGGGGAAGAGCAAGCGGGCGAGCUUCGAGUCGGGCUGCACCGAGGCGUCUUCCUCCUCCUCCUCGUCAGCGCCGAACCACACGUCCGUGUACAUCAGCUCGAUCACGCAGAACGAGUGCAUCAUCGCGACGGAGGUGUGAAGAAGACGAAGAGACCGGGCGACGCCUGCCUCCGUGUGACGCCGCAGAGCGGCGCGCGAUGCGGGAUGAGCUCAUCGCGGUGCCAACGCAGACGCGGCCGCGGCGCGCGCUGUACACGAAAGCAUGGCUCCCCCAACACACACACACACCCGCGCCUCUCUAACUAUGGAAUUGAAUAAAUAUUUAUACAGAACGAGUGGGCAGUUCCCCUGGUGCAUUUGCACUAUCGUGAAGAGACUGCAGCUUCUCUGGAUCACUACUCUCAAAGCCAGGAGACGCUGCCCAUCACCGCUGUUCACCCGACACCAAACUUUCACGCGAGAAGUGCUCACGGCACUUGCCGGCCUGCGCCUUUGCUCAAUGUGACUUGGCCCUGCCGAGUUGUUUUGUUUGUACAAACCACGCGAAGAUGAAGACAAAAACGCCAACCCGCUACUCCAUGAGCGAGCAACGAUGAUGACAUUGAUGAUGAUGACAUUGAUGAUGAUGAUAUCGAUGAUGACGAUGUAAUUGUGAGAUCUGUCAUUAAUGCAGAGACAAAUGUCUUAAAGACGAUUGGAUAUUUGGGUAUAACUAUUUUGUCAGUUUAAUAAAAUAAUUGUAAUAUAUAUGUAUAUUUAUUUGUAAUAUUUAUGUAAAUGCAAAGUACUGAAGCUUUAUAAAAACAAAUAAAAAAUUACAAAUGUAAAUGUAAGUUAUUUAUUUUUGACUAUUUUUGAAAAGAAACUGUUUUUAAAAUAUUUCUUUUAUAGCUGCACGUGUUAGAUGUUUAAAUGCCUAUUUAAAUUAUGAAUAAAUAAAUGAAUAAACAAACAUUUAUGUGG